Messenger RNA from Uranotaenia lowii, 2883 nucleotides. RefSeq names its product proteoglycan 4-like. The record is from RefSeq and is a predicted model, not a curated record. The transcript has a single exon. NCBI's taxonomy places the organism in Eukaryota, Metazoa, Arthropoda, Insecta, Diptera, Culicidae. The annotation marks the transcript as partial.
UUUUCAACCAACCUUUUUCCUUUCUAUUUUCCAGAAACGAGCCACUGUACAAAGCAACCACAACGACCACCCAGAAGCCAGCUCCCACAACGUCAACGAUAGCUCCACCAACCACAGCAAGGCCAAAGCCCCUUAGGCCCACGGUUCGGCGUCGAAGACCACAGGUCGAUUACUACUACGAUGACGAGGAGUACGACGAUGAGUACUACGAGGAGCGGCCACGACGCAGGAAGAAUCGACCCCGCAAUCGACGACCCGUUUACGAGGAAGACUAUGAGUAUGAAGACCGAAGGGAUCGGUAUCGGGAGCGGGAUCGAGAACGAGAGCGUGAUCGGGAUCGCGACGUUGAUGAGGAUGACUACGAAGAUCGAAGACCGUAUCGAUCGAAGAACCGAAAUCGUAAUAAUGACAGGAGGAAUGGAGACGAGGAUCGUCGAUACAGUGGGUAUGAUGAUCGUCGACGCGAUAGGAGGCCGGUGGUUGAUGAGGACAGGAGAAGACCGGUUGAUGAUGAUCGAAGAAUGCCCUACGAAGAUGAGAAACGUUCGGUGCAGAACGAUCGACGUCGGAGACCAAUGAAUGAUGAAAGGAGGGCACCGGAGAGAGAACGUCGACCGAUGAACGAUGAUCGUAGGUCUUUUUCCGGUUCUGAGGAUCGCAAGAGGCCAGUAGAAGAUAGGCGACGGCCAUUAAAUGAUGAUCGAAGGUUUGAUUACGACGAUGAAGAGGAUGACUACGCUCCCAGAAGACCAGAGAAAAAAUCAAGGCCCGAUCCUAAUGUUGUAACUGUGAAACCGUCGGGAUCCACUAUCUACGAUAGACCUCGAACAGCUCCAAGAAUCAACCGACCGGUUCCAUUGAACGAGAAGGACAAGUAUUCGUACAUUAACCCAGAUCCAACGAAAAAGAAACCUUCUACCACAACUCCGGUUCCGUUAAUCGAACCAGAACCAGAAUACUACGAUGAGUAUGAAGAUGAACCGAAAAAACCUGCUCCAGUCGUUGUGGAUAAGCGUAAGGCUCCGGACAAUAAGGAACGUACGAGUUAUCCCGAUGACAAACGACAGAGCGCUUCUUCGGACGUCGUCUAUUACGACGAUAUCAUUGUUCCAAAAGAUUCGCUGCCUCAAAAACAGGUUCCGGGAAACGUGAAAAAGCCUGAAGGAGUACAACGUGUCAACAGUCGUGACAAUUCAGAGCUUACAAAUCGCUACAAUGAAAAAAUACGUACUCCACAAAAGGCUGCAAAACCCGUAUACGAUGAACCACCAGCGAGAUCGAAACCCGAGUACGUGAACGAACAGCCGGAAGAGAGACCGAAGUCGAGAACUACUCCAAAACCAACCACCAACAUCUACAGUACAUUCAAGGCUAAGAAGCCACAGCAAACUCCAGCUCCGGUCGAAAGCAAAAAACCAGCAGGGAGUCAGAACAACAAUCGUGAUUAUGACUCAGUAGACAAACCUGUUGAAGCACCUAAUCACCGUGUAACCAAGCGACCAUUUUUGCCAAGUCGUGGUGGUAACCCUUUUGCAGCUCGUGGCCUCCAACCAGUUGGUGUAGCCAAGUCAACUCUGAACUCACCGCCACAGAAACAGCAAUCACAGAGACCCCAACAGUCGGAAUCGGAACGACCAGCCCCGUUCCGCAUUGACGUCGACAACUCCCCGCCAAGCUCUUUCCAGCAGGAUUCCCGCACCAGCACAACUCGGCCAACGGACAAUCGUGUCAAAACACUGGAUCAGCUGUACGAUGAAGAGUUCGACGUUACCUUAAACGAUGCCUUGAACCCCACUCUUAAACCGCUGACCCGAAGUGCACCACAACCUAGCUAUUUCCGCAACCGAUUCGUACCCCAGGGCUCCUCGAUAGACAGCGAAUUCGUACCCUUCGAACCCAACUACGCCCCGUCCGAGUUCCGGAGGGCAGCCGUACGACCUCCGGCAGCUCUGGUUCCCUAUCAGCAGCACCAACCGGCGGUCUACGUCAGCCAAGUUCGGGGACACCAUCCAUCCAGGCAACGGUACGAAUAUGAGUACGAGUAUUGAUGAGCGCUGUCAAGAACAGAAUUCGGUUUGAGGGAAAAUGAGCUACUCAAGGAUAACGCCAUCCAGAGGGGAAUCUUUUAAUUUAUUCAAACUACAAAAUCCAUGUACUUUUUUAAGGAGAGGAUCAAACGGAAGAAAUUAUUUAUUGAAACCGCAUGUAUUGAAUCAGUGAAAGCGAAAAUGAAUUGGGUUCCCUAGGAUCCCAGUUAAGUAAAAAUCCGUUGAGAGAAUUCCAAAAUUGAGCUAGCCUCAGCAAAACGUGAUCCUAUACGAGAAGGCUUCUAAGAGAAAGGAAGCUUGCAAUUUGAACAAAAAAAUAAACUUAAAAUCUGUACAUAUGUCUCCGCUGUAAUUCUUAAAGAUAAAUACUCAAUCAAAGGUGAUAUUGACGAAGCAUGCAACUGCAGUUUAGCUAGGUUGUAGGACCAAACAAAGGAAUGAACUAACCUUUUGCGAACUUGAACAAAUAAAACAAUACAAAUAAACUUAUUAAACAAUAUCUGAGACACGACAAAAAUAAAAGUAAACAGUGACUUAUAACUAAAUGCAAUAUAUUAAAUAUUUAGAAAACUGACAUUUUUUUCUAUAGGGUUAAGCAAACUGAACAGAACACACACACACACCUGCACAAAUGUGCGAAAAACGUGUAAUACUUAUUUGUACAUUGAGAUCGAUUAAUUUGUAAAAACAAAAAAACAGAACACAAGAAAGUGCCUGAAUCUACUAGAAGCGUAUCAACGAGCGCUGGUGGUAGCAGAAAACGGAACCACGCACUAAGCAGAAAGUGAUGUGUAUGUGGAGGGAGGAGGAGAGAUAAAUUUAUGAGAAAAUAAAA